GGCGUCAGCCCGCAGCCCAGAGGCGCGAUCGCUUCUGCUCGGCUCGCCCCUUCUCCGCGCACCCCCGCGGCCCGGCCCGGCCCGGCCCGGCCCGGCUGACGUGAGGCCACCCGAGCCGCUCCAGGCAGCGCCAGCGGCCGGGCGGGCGGCUCCUGAGCACGGCCUGCGGCCUCUCUCCGGCGGCGGGGAGCCGCGGCAAGGCGAAGGCGGUGGCGGGGAGAGCAGCCAUGUUGGAGCGGGGAAUAAAGUGACUUUCGUCGGGGAGGGGAGCGCGGCCGGCGGCCCGGCGGAGGCGGCGGCUCUCGGGCCAGCGAAGGGAGGGGGCUCGGCUCCCAGCGGCCGGAUACCGCUCCUGGGCGGAGGAGGAGAGGAAGGAGCAGGGGGAGAGCGACAGCCCCCGGACCCGCGGAGCUCCGGCGCUGCUGGCUUCCUUAAGCCAGACUUAACACUGAUAGAAUGAAAAAGUUUAAGAGGAGACUUUCCUUAACCUUGCGCGGAAGCCAUACCAUUGAUGAGUCGCUGUCUGAGCUAGCGGAACAAAUGACAAUUGAAGAGAACAGCAGCAAAGAUAACGGUGUGAGUAAUAAUGGAAGGAUCAGCUACAGUAAAGUGCAGCCUAUUGUGAAGAAUGGCAGGCCUCCAACGUCUCACAGCAUGCACUCAUUUCUGCACCAAUACACGGGAUCUUUCAAGAAGCCCCCUUUACGGAGACCACAUAGCGUCAUAGGGGGCAGCCUCGGCUCUUUCAUGGCAAUGCCCAGAAAUGGGAGCAGAUUAGAUAUUGUUCAUGAAAAUCUGAAAAUGGGGUCAGAUGGUGAAAGUGACCAAGCUUCUGGAACGUCAUCUGAUGAAGUUCAGUCUCCCACAGGUGUUUGUCUCAGAAACCGGAUACACAGAAGAAUCUCAAUGGAGGAUUUGAACAAGCGCUUGUCCCUGCCUGCUGACAUCAGGAUACCUGAUGGCUACCUUGAAAAGCUGCAGAUCAACAGCCCACCCUUUGAUCAGCCGAUGAGUCGACGUUCCCGUAGAGCAUCACUAUCAGAAAUUGGAUUUGGAAAAAUGGAAACCUAUAUCAAGUUAGAAAAGCUUGGAGAGGGUACUUACGCAACAGUUUAUAAGGGGAGAAGUAAAUUGACAGAAAACCUGGUGGCUCUGAAAGAAAUCCGCCUGGAACAUGAAGAGGGAGCACCAUGCACAGCCAUACGAGAAGUGUCGUUAUUAAAAGAUCUGAAGCAUGCAAAUAUUGUUACACUACAUGAUAUCGUGCACACAGACAAGUCUUUGACUCUUGUUUUCGAGUAUCUGGAUAAGGAUCUGAAGCAGUACAUGGAUGACUGUGGUAACAUCAUGAGUAUGCACAAUGUAAAGCUAUUUUUAUACCAGAUUCUUCGUGGUUUGGCAUACUGUCAUAGAAGAAAGGUAUUACAUCGAGAUCUGAAGCCACAAAAUCUACUAAUUAAUGAGAAAGGAGAACUGAAGCUUGCAGACUUUGGACUGGCUAGAGCGAAGUCAGUUCCUACAAAGACCUAUUCCAAUGAAGUUGUCACGUUAUGGUACAGACCACCUGAUGUUCUCCUUGGAUCUUCAGAGUAUUCAACUCAAAUUGACAUGUGGGGUGUCGGGUGCAUAUUUUUUGAAAUGGCAUCAGGAAGACCUCUUUUUCCAGGUUCAACUGUUGAAGAUGAACUGCACUUAAUUUUCAGACUUCUGGGAACCCCAUGUCAAGAAACAUGGCCAGGCAUUUCUUCCAGUGAUGAAUUUAGAAACUACAACUUUCCCAAGUAUAAACCUCAACCCCUGAUCAACCAUGCACCAAGGCUAGACACGGAAGGAAUUGAAUUGAUAGCGAAGUUCCUUCAAUAUGAAUCAAAGAAGAGAAUUUCAGCAGAAGAGGCCAUGAAACACACAUACUUCAGGAGUCUUGGAACAAGAAUACACACUUUGCCUGAAAGUGUUUCAAUAUUCAGUCUAAAAGAGAUUCAGUUGCAAAAAGACCCUGGCUUUCGAAAUUCCACUUACCCAGAGACAGGACACGGGAAGAACAGAAGGCAGAGCAUGCUUUUUUGAAGUGGGUGAUGCAGAGUCAAGCCCAAGCCUAUCCUGUCGGUCGUGGACUCGGAUCUGAAGGCAGUGCUCUCUGUUGGUGGACUUGGAAUCGCAGUUUGUCUACACUGUCCUCUUCACAGUGGAGUCUUUUUAUUUCCAACCUGCAGAUUAUGUUUUUAUAUUUGUUGUCACAGUGUGACAAUUUUUUGUACAGUUGGUUUUAAGGUCUCCUCUGCCACUAGAGCCAGUAGGUUACAGCUGUUGAUGUAACUGUAGCUGCAAUUUUUGUGCAGGACUGAGAAAAACAGUGCAUUAUUUAUUGCGGAAUCAUUGCUGCUAAAUAACUACUGUCUGUAUAGUUAACACAACAGUUCCAUGCUGAAGAAGUUGCAAUGGCUUUAUAAUAUGUGAAUGCAUCUGUUUCUCUUCAUAAAAUGUUCUACUGCUGCGGGGUUAUUUUGUAUUUCUUAAACUGCAGUGUUUCCUGGAAUGUAAGCAUAGCUUUGCUUGGCUAUAGGUGAACCAUCUUUAAUGGUCUAAGUUCAUGGCACUUAAUUCUUUAUUUAACAUUGGAAGUAUGUGUUGAAAUAGUUGAAAAAUGAUAAUGCAUAUAUUGGUUUUGAAAAGCACAUGGUGUGAAAGUUGAUUGAAACAAGUGAACUGUAACUGUUGUUCACUGUCAGAUCCUAUGGUAGUUAUUGAUAAAUUAGAGCAUAAAGGCUGGAUGAUAAAUUUUGUUAGACUUACUCCAGCACAAGGUAUUUGCACAUUGUUGUGCAUAUGGGGCCUGCAGAAGCAAUGACUUGCAGAAGCAAUUACUUUUUUACCUUGUUUUUAACUUAGAAAUACAAGUAGUAAAAAGAUGAUUCAUAUACAUUGUACCCUGGCUUACUUUUGAAAUUUAGAAUCUUUUCAUUACAGACGAGCAGAGCAACUAAUUACAAGAACAUGGGAAUAAUGUCACACUUUUCCCACCUUGUUGCUCUCCCAUUUGUGCAUUAUUCACUUGAAAUCAACUGGAAAGAUGCGAGUUUGUACUUGAUAAGAACUCACUGUUCUACAGAGCUUUUACAAUGGGGACUUAGAGAGUUUUUCAGAUCUUAGAUGUUAUCUGUUUACCAGAGGUAGUAAACAUGUUACUACUAUGCUUAUGCAUCUCAGUGAGUAUCAUAAGUACACCCUUGGUGAUGGUUACAGUAUUUUUAAGCAUUUGUGUUCACCUUUAUGAACCUAUUUGUUUAGUGCAUCUUAAAAGAGACUGUAAAUCUUUAUUGGUAUAUUUUGAAAUGGUCAUGUAAAUCUUUGGCUGGUAUAUCAUGAAAAUAGUCAUAGAUAACUUAAUUUUUCCUGACAUUCACUGUAAAACAUUCAGGGGUCCUACCAUUUCUGUUCAGGAAAUCUUGUAGUUUAUUGUUAUUUAACAGUAUUAAGUGAAUUUUUGUAUAUUUCAUUUUAACUUUAUUUGUGAAUAGUGAUUGUGGCAUGUUUGGGGUUGUUCUAUUAAUAUUUCAUUGAUACUGGUAAAAUUGAAUUGGUUUUUUGUUUUGUUUCUUUUUUUUUUUUUUUUUUUUUUUUUUUGUCGUUGUUUAAUUUCUGGAAGAGAGAAAUUCAUGUGUAAUGGUGACUAUUGGACCACUACUGCUUUUCAGCAUUUGUAAACCGGUUUUACGUUAAAUCUUGUAGACCUAACAAACUGCUGUUAUUUCUAACUGACCCACCUGUAUUAAUAUUGUACUUUUGAAAGUAUAAAUAUGAUGUGGAAUUCUUUGGUUUUGUUUUGAAAUUUAUAAUAACAAAGGCCCUGUGUUGUUAAAAAUACAGACUUAAGUGAACUUGCGGUUCUUGGGGCAUUGUUGGGAACGUUGAGCCUGGAUCCAUGUGUUGUGGGAGUCGCCAGGUUCAACUUUGGCUUCGGAAGUAGUGGCAGCGCCAAGUAACGUGACUCAUCCAUGACCGAGGCUGUUCAGAAUCUUAUCUUUAAAUAUGGUCCAUAGUCUUUAAGUGUUAGCAAGGAAGUCCUGCAUGUCGCUCAGUAUCAGAAGUCUUGCAUAGGUCUAGGAGUGUAAGACGUGUCUCCAGUACAUGUCUGUGUCCUGUAGGGAUACCAGUGGGAGUGGCGUGUGUCAGAGGCAGAUCUGGCACUGCUGAAAAACCUUUGCCCCAAAAUAGUUAUCUAUUUUUUUAUAGUUGCUAUGGAUCUGCUCUAGAUUUUAUACUGAUUAACUUUGUAGGACAACAUGGUAGAAGUGACGGUGUUGAAGAAAGAGGUAUCAGAAAAACAUCCCCUGUUUUUUUACAGAAGUAGUGCAGAUACAGAGUAAAUGUUGGCUGUGGAUAAAUGUGGGAUUUAGCGUUGCUAGAACAGUAAGAUUUUAUAGGUCGUAAAAGAACAAGUAAUAACGUGACACUAAUGAGUAAAGGACUUAAAGGUUUAACUGCUAAAAUGAAGUGCAUUAAAAAAUGUAGAAAGGGAUCAGCUGCAGCUAACAAAAGGAGGUUUCCAUUUUAAGUAGGAACUCAGCUUUUUUGUUACAGAUGAAAAGAUCUUCCAUAAAAUUAAAGAACUCUGUGUAUAAAGAGAUUUUUCUAAGGACCCGCAAGUGAAUUGGUUUACUUCCUUAGGAGGUAGCUUUAAAGAAUGUAUUUCUUAAGAAACUUGGCAUCUGUGGUCAAGCCAGUUUCUUCUUUUUUUUUCUUUUUUUUUUUUUUUUUUUUCCCCUAACUGUCUAUAAUUGAAAUUCCUGCAUCAGCGAAGUCAGUUCUGUGGCAGCUGCCUGCUUGAGGCAGUAGUCAGCGAGUCUGAAGUUGCUGGGCAUUUCUUCGACAUCCAUUGUGUGCAGUUCAGUUCUCCCUCCUGUCUGACAUCAUCAGGCACUGAGGACUUGGUUUCACUGUCCCCAAGAUCUUUCAGGACUGCUGGCCUUUUUGGGAGAAGACCUCAACCAUGAUAAAAACCAAACAGGUAGUUGUUAACAAAAGGUGUAACAACCUUGGUUUUAAGAUGAGUAAUGGGUUAAUGAGAAAUAGCCUGCAAGUUGUUGCUGAUGAAGUAAUUAUUUCUAGAAGAUAUCCAGUGUAUCCCAUCUACCCUGGGGUAGGAAUGCCAAGGUGUGUGUAUGGCUGCAUGUAGGAAUAAGGUGGGCUUGAAGACAGGAAUGAGGCAGGUGGUGAGGAUGUUGCGUGCACAUGGAGAUGAAGGCUGAUGGAGAGGAAAGGUGGGUGGAGGACAGGGAUUUACAGGGCAGGACAGAGCAGGAGAUGGAAGGGGCAAACCAGUGGCUCAGCAGUGCUCUAGUGGAACGUGCAUCUCGGCACAGCUGCGUUGUUUUUGUGCUGCUUUACCACAGCAUUAAGUAGCCAGAGUGUAUCCCUGAAUUGGGCAAUAAAAGUUAAAAUAAACAAUUAUUAAAGAAUCAA
This is a messenger RNA of Apus apus (common swift), 5463 nucleotides long. It is a transcript of the gene CDK17, whose product is annotated as cyclin dependent kinase 17. Lineage: Eukaryota; Metazoa; Chordata; Aves; Apodiformes; Apodidae. Gene Ontology annotation, cellular component: nucleus; cytoplasm. Gene Ontology annotation, molecular function: ATP binding; protein kinase activity. Bases 457 to 2067 code for a protein of 536 amino acids. The transcript has 18 exons. The record is from RefSeq and is a predicted model, not a curated record. Gene Ontology annotation, biological process: protein phosphorylation.